Messenger RNA from Phytophthora nicotianae INRA-310, 1934 nucleotides. RefSeq lists its product as hypothetical. The transcript has 2 exons. Gene Ontology annotation, molecular function: ubiquitin protein ligase activity; metal ion binding. Bases 13 to 909 code for a protein of 298 amino acids. The record is from RefSeq and is a predicted model, not a curated record. Gene Ontology annotation, biological process: protein polyubiquitination; protein monoubiquitination. Lineage: Eukaryota; Oomycota; Peronosporomycetes; Peronosporales; Peronosporaceae.
CACAUUUUUCGAAUGUCGCUCGGGAAUCGCACGGAUCCUGAGGCGGCGGCGCAUGACGAAGGUGACUGGGCCGCUAGGGGCGAUGACGCCGCUAUAUUGGCGUCUCCAGAUGGUCAAGAAGCUGUAGCUCCACCUGCGUCCACCAAUGGUCAAGUGAAUGCAACAAGAGACCGCGAAGAGGAAGACACUCGCGCCGCAGACCUGGCCGUGCUGGGUGACGCCUGUCCGAUCUGUCUACAGACACUGGAGGGCGCCGUGAUGCUUACGGCCUGCUACCACGUAUAUUGCUUUGAAUGUUUGAGCACUUGGGUGCACAGUCUGGCGCUGCAUGGCGUAGAACCGCCCACAUGUCCGCUGUGCAAGAAUCCAUUCCAGGACGUGUACGCCAACGUUCGGAGCGAGACGGACUUUGAGCUCUUCCGCUUCCAGGGGCGACGAAUACGGGAUCACGAGAGCAGGGACAGACAGAGAGACGACAACGAUAGCAAUCGACAGAGACUCAGGCGGCGUUCACUUGUGUAUCGACGGCACAUGCGCCUCGUUCGAGUGGCUGGCAAGCAAGUUGAAGACUCGCACGCAUACCCAAAGAUGCACAAGGUCAAAGGAGAGUACGAAGCUUGGCUCGAGAGAGAGUUGAGGGCAUGUAUUGGACGUGAUAUCGAUCUGACGGUGCUGCUGGCGAUCAUCCAGUGCUGCCUCAAUAAGAUCGCACAUUGUGGGCCAAAGAAAUGUUACGACGAACUGCAGCAAGCGCUCACGCCGUUUUUGUACGAAGAUGCCGAGCAUUUUGUGAGAGAACUCGCUUACUUUUUGGGCUCUCGGCUGAACGUGGAGGCAUACGACGCUGCUGUUGAGUAUCGAUGCGAAAAUGCUGCCGAGUGUACAAAUGCACUAUGCUGUGGCCGAUAAUCAGUGUAAAAAUGUAUGCGCCGAGGCGCUAUAGUUUCGUGAACUACAUAGUGUAACCAGUUGAGACUACCGCCGUGACGUUGGGUUUACUACCGGUGCCACCUUGAGACGUUUAUGCCUUGCCCAGAACGAGAGCAAGCAGAGCCAUACGUACAUACAUGCCGUUCUCCAUCUGACGGAAGUACGCAGCACGCGGGUCAUUAUCGACCUCUUCAGCGAUCUCGCCAACUCGAGGCAGCGGGUGCAUGAUGACCAUGUUGGACUUAGCGUCCUUAAUGGUGUCCAGCGUGAUGCGGAAGCUGUCUUUCACAGCGUUGUAGUCGCCCUCGUUCUCAAAGCGUUCCUGAAUACAGUCAACCGGCAUGAGUCUUAUGUACAGUCAACCAUGAUCCGCACCGCUCACCUUCUGCACGCGUGUUACGUACAGCACGUCGGUCUGGUUGAUGACCGACUCCAGCGCGGCAUUUUCAGGCUCUCGGGUGACACGUAGUUGAAGGUGGUGCCGUACAUGGCCAGCAGCUUGGACAGCGAGUGCACGGUACGGCCGUACUUAAGGUCGCCGACCAUGGUGACAACCUUACCCUUGAGGUUCUCCAGAUCACCUAGUUCGCUGUAAAUGGUGUAGAGAUCCAGCAUGGCCUGGGUCGGGUGCUCGCCGACGCCGUCUCCAGCGUUGAGUACGGGCUUCUUGGUAGCCUCGGCUGCUACCAGAGCGCUGCCUUUGAUCGGGUGACGGAGAACAACUACGUCGGCGUAGCACUCAAGACAGCGGAUGGUGUCAUGCAGCGUCUCGCCCUUCUGACUGCUGGACGAGGUCUCAUUGACGCACACCACGAGCCCGCCGAGACGCUUCAUGGCAGCCUGGAACGAGCUGCUCGUGCGCGUGGACGGCUCCAUGAACACAUUGGCCAGGAGCUACAGCAACAGAGUCAGCAUCAAUACCUCAAAACACAAUCGUAUUGCAGUGCGUACCUUGCCCUUAAGAAGGUCAUUGGCGCCUUGCGUCUUGACCAUCUUCUUCAUCU